ACAGAGAGAAGCCAGAAGUCAGAAAGAACUUCGCCCCCCCCCUCAAAAGCAGAAAGAAGACUUCACUUAAAAGACACUUUCAUCCCCCCCCUUCCCAUCCGGAUCGUCUUCUCCUCUUCCUCUCUCAUACUCCUCCCACAACAAACCCCCUCCUCCUUCCACUCUUUCCUUCUCCCUCCCCCUCCCCUACGCAAACUUCACAACCUCUAUAGAUUUCCUUUUUACGGUUUCUAUAGAAUCCACCAGAAGCACGAAUAGACGCUUCUUCACGAAAAACGAACCCCACCGAGAACGCUUCUGUCCAUCAGCAGCGCUAGUCGACCCGGUCCCCUCCUGCUUCGGCCGACUUGAAAAUUUCUCUCACUAGACUGCUUUUUCGAAGUCUGCCUAUCUAAUACCACCCCGCCGACCCCUCGUCUUCCUUUCUCUAUAUAGACCCGGUUUAGAUCUCGUUUUUUCUUCCGAUUUCACACUUCGAAAUGGCACCCGCUGUUGAUACCAUGUCUUCCUCCGUCAUCGCUUCGGAGAACCAGAAGUCGAUCAAGGUGCUCGACGAGCUCUUGCAGAAGCUCACCAUCUCGAAGACCAAGGACGAGGCUACAUACGCCGCCGAGAACUUGGCUACCUUCAUUAACGGCCCCAUCGAGGAGCAUGCUGUGCCCACAAAGAUCCUCGAGGCGAUCAAGAAGCAGCUUUCCAGCAAGAAGGAUGCCGCCGCUCGGGAACACGCUUGCGUGGCGAUCUCUCACAUCUGCGGAAAGGACCUGGCCGCCGGCAUCGAGCCCUACAUCGUCUCCCUGCUGCCCAUCCUCCUGUCUACCGUAGGUGACAAGAUCACUGCCGUCAAGAACGCCGCCGAUGAGACCGUCCUUCGUCUCAUCCGCGCCAUCAACCCCAACGCCAUCAAGGCCGUUCUCCCCGCUUUGACCGAGUCGAUCCUGAACGCCCCCAAGUGGCCCGAGAAGAUCGCUGCCCUCAAGGCGCUCGACCUCCUCGUCCAGUUGGCUCCUUCGCAGACCGCUGUCCGUCUCCCCGAGCUGAUCCCAACUGUCUCCGGAGCCAUGUGGGACACCAAGCCCGAAGUCAAGAAGAUGGCCAAGGCCUCCAUGGAGAAGCUGUGCUCUUUGAUCUCGAACAACGACAUCAACCGGUUCAUUCCUCAGUUGAUCGGCUGUAUCGCCAAGCCCGAGAACGUCCCGGAGACUGUUCACUUGCUCGGUGCCACCGUCUUCGUCGAGAACGUGCACGCCCCUACCCUGUCCAUCAUGGUUCCUCUGCUCGAGCGUGGUCUGUCGGACCGUGACACCACCAUCAAGCGUAAGACUGCCGUCAUCAUCGACAACAUGUGCAAGCUGGUCGAGGAUCCUCAGAUCGUCGCUCCUUUCCUGCCCAAACUCAUGCCCGGCCUGAACAAGAACUACGACAAUAUCGCCGAUCCCGAGGCCCGUGGCAAGACCCAGAUGGCUCUCGAUACUUUGGCCCGUGUCGGUCACGUCGUCGACGGCAAAAUCCCCGAGACCAAGUUCCCUGGUGACCCCAAGCUCAUCCUCGAGGUCGUCAAGUCGAUCAUCAACAACCCCAAGGACGCUGCCGACUUUGAGACCGUCCUCCACUAUAUCGCCUGCAUCGCCGGCUCCCUGGUCGACGAGAAGGAGGAGGAAAACGCCGUCUGGGUCGAGCACACUGUCUCGUACUUCCACGUCGUCCUUCCUGAGGGUGCUGCCCAGGCUGCCGCUGACACCCUGCGCAAGCGUGUCGCCGUCGGUGAGGUCGCCGUCGAGGGUGACGUCGAUGACGAGGAGGGCGAGGAUCUCUGCAACUGUACCUUCAACUUGGCCUAUGGUGCGAAGAUCCUGCUCAACCAGACUCAUCUGCGGUUGAAGCGUGGUCAGCGUUACGGUCUUUGCGGUCCCAAUGGUUCCGGAAAGUCGACCCUCAUGAGGGCCAUCAACAACGAGCAGGUCGAGGGUUUUCCCAAGAAGAGCGAGGUCCGCACCGUCUUCGUCGAGCACGACCUGGACUCCGACGAUACCGAGAAGACCGUCGUUGGCUGGUCUACCGACAAGCUCCGUGAGGCUGGUGUCGAAGUUUCCCCUGAGGAUGUUAAGAGGCAGCUCUUGGAGUUCAACUUCGUUCCCGAGAUGAUGGACGCACCCAUCACCUCGCUCUCCGGAGGAUGGAAGAUGAAGUUGGCGCUUGCCCGUGCCAUGUUCGAGAAGCCCGAUAUUCUGUUGCUCGACGAGCCUACCAACCACAUGGACAGGCAGAACGUCAAGUGGCUCGAGUCUUACCUCACCACUUCUCCUUGCACGUCGAUCAUCGUCUCGCACGACUCCGGCUUCCUGGACAACGUCUGCCAGCACAUUAUCCACUACGAGCGCUUCAAGCUUAAGCGUUACCGUGGUAACCUCAAGGCCUUCACCGAGAAGGUUCCUUCCGCUCGCUCUUACUACGAGCUUGGUGCCUCCGAGUUGGAGUUCAAGUUCCCUGAGCCCGGUUUCCUCGAGGGUGUCAAGACCAAGGCCAAGGCUAUUGUUCGUGUCUCCAACAUGACGUUCCAGUACCCUGGUACUUCGCGUCCCCAGAUUCGCGACAUCUCCUUCCAGUGUUCGCUCGGAUCCCGUAUCGCCGUCAUUGGACCGAACGGAGCCGGAAAGUCCACCCUGGUCAACGUCUUGACCGGUGAGCUCAUCCCCACCGCCGGAGAAGUCUACCACCACGAGAACAUCCGUAUUGCCUACAUCAAGCAGCACGCGUUCGCCCACAUCGAUAACCAUCUGACCCUGACUCCCUCGGAGUACAUUCAGUGGCGUUUCCAGACUGGUGAGGAUCGCGAGACUAUGGAUCGCGCCAACACCAAAAUCACCGAGGAGGACGAGCUUGGAAUGAAGAAGAUCUUCCGCAUUGAAGGUUCGCAGCGUCGCGUCAUCUCGAUCCACUCCCGAAGAAAGUUCAAGAACUCUUACGAGUACGAGUGCUCCUUCGAGCUUGGUGAGAACGUUGGCUUCAAGGGCGAGAAGUGGAUCGUCAUGUCCACUGCCGACAAUGCCUGGAUCCCCCGUACCGAGCUGAUCACUACCCACUCCAAGCUCGUCGCCGAGGUCGAUCGUCAGGAGUCGAUCAAGAACGGUCAGUUCCGUCAGCUUGUCCGCAAGGAGAUUGAGGUCCACUGCGAGCAGUUCGGUCUUGACGCUGAGUUGGUUUCCCACUCGCGCAUGCUCGGUCUCUCCGGAGGUCAACGUGUCAAGGUCUGCUUGGCCGCCGCUACUUGGCAGCGUCCUCACUUGAUCGUUCUUGACGAGCCCACCAACUACCUCGACCGUGACUCGCUCGGUGCUCUGUCCAAGGCUCUCAAGGAGUUCAAUGGAGGUGUCAUCAUCAUCACUCAUUCCGAGGAGUUCACCAAGAACUUGACCGAGGAGGUCUGGUCCGUCAUGGACGGAAGGAUGGUUCCUUCCGGACACAACUGGGUCUCUGGCCAGGGUUCUGGUCCCAGGCUCGACAAGGCCGAGGGUGAGGAGGAGGACACCUUUGAUGCCAUGGGCAACAAGGUCGCCGCUUCCAAGAAGAAGGCCAAGCUCUCGUCCAGCGAGCUUCGCAAGAAGAAGAAGGACCGCAUGGCCCGCCGCAAGCGUGGUGAGGAGGUGUUCUCUGACGAGGAUGACUUCUAAACGAAACGCAACGCUCCGUCUUGACAAUUAUUUGGGAACUUGGGUUUUGUUUUAGAUCUCUUCCUAUAGAUGGACUGUUUGGUUUUCUUUUCAUUGCCUUUUUCUUUUCCUUCUUACUGGGUCUGGCUUUUUCUUUUGCGCGUUGGGUUGGUCGUGUCCGGUUUGGCCUGGGGAUGAUAAAAAGGGAGUUUCUAUUGUGUUUUUAAACUUUUUUCUUUCUUUCGUUUUUGGGCUUCGGAUAAUGGUUUACGAAUUGAUGAGGGGGUUCAUCUUA
Messenger RNA from Tricharina praecox, 3945 nucleotides. RefSeq names its product armadillo-type protein. Lineage: Eukaryota; Fungi; Ascomycota; Pezizomycetes; Pezizales; Pyronemataceae. The coding region runs from base 480 to 3671 and encodes 1063 amino acids. The record is from RefSeq and is a predicted model, not a curated record. The transcript is spliced from 3 exons. Gene Ontology annotation, molecular function: translation elongation factor activity; ATP binding; ATP hydrolysis activity.